AUGAAUCAUCACAGACUCCAAAUGUCAACUACGCUUUUGUCUGCCGGUAGACCAGCUGUGAAUGUAAAACUGCUGGUACGUUUGCAGUCCUCGUUGUCGCCCACUUUGGCGAAAAUGCAUUCCGCAUUGAAGACGGAUGAGUUGCUGCCUGAUAAAACAGCCGACUAUGUGCGUUUGAUUCUGCGCUCAUCCGUGUACGAUGUCAUCGGAGAAUCGCCAAUUUCUCAUGGUGUGGGCCUUUCUUCUCGUCUCAACACGAAUGUUCAAUUGAAAAGAGAAGAUCUACUGCCUGUGUUUUCGUUCAAGUUGCGUGGUGCUUACAACAUGAUCGCCAAAUUGGAUGAUGCGCAGAAAAGUAAAGGUGUCAUCGCUUGUUCAGCCGGAAACCAUGCACAAGGUGUGGCCUUUGCAUCGAGACACUUGAAUAUUCCUGCGACAAUUGUGAUGCCCGUUAACACGCCCUCCAUUAAAUACCAGAAUGUGUCGAGACUUGGGUCACAGGUUGUUCUGUACGGAUCAGAUUUCGAUGAAGCCAAGGGCGAGUGCGCGCGUUUGGCUGAAGAACGCGGACUCACCAACAUUCCACCAUUUGACCAUCCUUAUGUCAUUGCUGGGCAAGGCACAAUUGCUAUGGAGAUUCUAAGACAGGUUCACAAAGCUUCCAAAAUUGGUGCUGUAUUCUGUGCUGUAGGCGGUGGUGGUUUGGUUGCAGGUAUUGGUGCCUAUUUGAAGAGAAUCGCGCCUCAUAUCAAGAUUGUUGGUGUUGAGACUUACGAUGCUGCCACUUUGUACACCUCUUUGAAAGCAGGGAAGCGUGUCGCCCUUCCAUCUGUGGGAACUUUUGCUGAUGGUACAUCCGUUCGUUUAAUUGGUGAAGAAACUUUCCGUGUAGCUCAGCAAGUUGUGGAUGAAGUUGUUCUAGUGAACACUGACGAGAUUUGUGCAGCCGUGAAGGACAUUUUCGAGGACACGAGAAGUAUUGUUGAACCCUCGGGGGCCCUGGCCGUUGCAGGUUUGAAAAAAUACGUGACCCAAUUACAUCCCGAAAUUGAUCAUUCCAAAAACACUUAUGUUCCGGUCCUAUCUGGGGCUAACAUGAAUUUUGAUAGAUUGAGAUUUGUGUCAGAACGUGCUGUGCUUGGUGAGGGCAAAGAAGUGUUCAUGCUCGUUACUAUCCCAGAUGUGCCUGGCUCCUUCAAGAAAUUGCAAAGAGUUAUUCAUCCUCGUGCCGUUACCGAAUUCUCUUACCGUUACAACGAGCACCGUCAUUCCGGCUCUUCCGAAGUGCCAAAAGCUUAUAUCUACACCUCUUUCAGUGUAGUCAACCGUGAAAAGGAAAUAAAGCAAGUUAUGCAACAGCUACAUGGUCUUGGAUUUGAAGCUGUAGACAUUUCUGACAAUGAAAUGGCCAAAAGCCACGGCAGAUACCUUGUUGGAGGUGCUUCAAAGGUUCCCAACGAAAGAAUCGUGUCAUUUGAAUUUCCAGAGAGGCCAGGUGCACUCACAAAAUUCUUGGAUGGUUUGAGCGAUUCCUGGAACUUGACUUUGUUUCAUUACAGAAAUCACGGUUCUGAUAUCGGUAAGGUAUUAGCAGGUAUUUCAGUUCCACCAAGAGAGAAUUUGACUUUCCAGAAGUUUUUAGAUGACCUAGGCUACAAAUACAACGAUGAAACCGACAAUAUGGUGUAUCAGAAGUUUUUAAAGUAUUAG
Molecule: messenger RNA, 1710 nt
Organism: Lachancea fermentati
Lineage: Eukaryota; Fungi; Ascomycota; Saccharomycetes; Saccharomycetales; Saccharomycetaceae
Source: the annotation of a GenBank genome assembly